UCUUCCUUUGGUUUCCGGGCACUGUCCCCUUCCAACUGUUCAAGCCAAGGAGAGAGGGGUCUUCUUCUCCCUUCUCUCUCGCUUUUUCUUCUUCUCCCAAUCUCGAAGCAAGGGCGACCAGCAUCCGAUCGAGGGAGAGCGAGCGAGAGACCGCUUCAUGCUAUCUUGAUCCUUCUAGAUCGUUUUGAUGCCUCGAUUCGGCUCAAACCCGUCGAUUUGGGGGCGGAAGGUUGCGGCUUUAGAUUCUGCGGGGCUUUAAUUUGGACCGAUUUCGAUUUCUGGGUGGUGGGUGGGAUCGAGUUUGUUGGAUUGUAGAGAAGAGGAGAGAAGAGAAGAGGUAAAAGGGAGCAUCCUUGAUCAUUCUCUGAACCCUUGUAUCUUGGAGGAAGAAGGGACUCUCCGGAAUGGAGUGAAUUCUCUUUUCCUUCUUGAUCUGUGCCUUACAAUGCUUUCCUGAGUCUGAAUUUUGUUUUUUUGGAUGUGGAUUUUCCUGAAAAACUGUCUCUUUAGAUGAGAACCAGUAUCAUUCACUUAUGGUGGAAAUUGACUUGAGAAUGGACAACAAAUUACUUCAAAAAUUUGAAAGUUGAGGCUGUUGUGAACUGCUGAAGAUCAUUUUCUCUUGAAUUGCAGAAUAUUUGGCAUUAUCAAAGCAUUUUUCCUGUAGGAGAAUUUUAAGGUGUUAAAGUUGUCCUUUUUUUCCACUUUGGUUGCCUUUUUCCAACUAUGAUCAAGCAAAUAUUAGGACGGCUCCCUCGGAAGCCGUCAAAGUCUGCAGAUAAUCGGGGUCAGAGUGGUGGAUCAGCUAAUUCAUUGCCAAAUUCUUCUACCAGUUCAAGAAGUGGUGAUUUGCCAGUUGUGGGUCUGAACAGUCAGGUCCUUCCUGGCUUGAAUCAGGGGUUAAAUCAUGGUAGCAAAUACCCUCCAGCAAUUAACUCGAAACUGAAUGGCAAUUCAGUCUCCCUGUCUUAUGAAGCAUUGCCAAGCUUUAGGGAUGUCCCAAACUCUGAAAAGCAGAAUUUAUUUAUCAAAAAGUUGAAUUUGUGUAGUGUCGUGUUUAACUUCACUGACCCAACAAAGAAUUUGAAAGAGAAGGAUGUAAAGCGGCAGACAUUGUUAGAGCUUGUUGACUAUGUUACUUCGGCUAAUGGGAAAUUUCCUGAGAACAUCAUGCAAGAGAUCAUCAGAAUGGUAUCAAUAAACUUGUUCCGGAGCCUCACUUCCCCUCCCAGAGAGAAUAAAGUUUUGGAAGCCUUCGAUUUGGAAGAGGAAGAGGCUGUAAUGGACCCAGCAUGGCCACACUUGCAAAUUGUUUAUGAGCUUUUCUUAAGGUUUGUUGCAUCUCCUGAGACUGAUGCCAAGUUGGCUAAAAGAUACAUAGAUCAUUCCUUUAUUCUUAGGCUACUUGAUCUCUUUGACUCUGAAGACCCUAGAGAGAGGGAGUACUUGAAGACAAUACUUCACCGUAUUUAUGGAAAAUUUAUGGUGCACCGUCCAUUCAUCAGGAAAGGUAUUAACAAUAUUUUCUACCGGUUUAUCUUUGAAACUGAAAAGUUCAAUGGGAUUGCAGAGCUCUUGGAGAUCUUGGGAAGUAUUAUCAACGGAUUUGCUCUGCCCCUGAAAGAAGAGCAUAAAUUGUUCCUUGUUCGAGCAUUAAUCCCCCUUCACAAGCCAAAGUGCAUAGCCAUGUACCAUCAACAGUUAUCAUACUGCAUCACUCAGUUUGUUGAGAAGGACUGCAAGCUUGCGGAUACUGUUAUAAGGGGUCUGUUGAAAUACUGGCCCAUCACAAAUAGUUCAAAAGAAGUAAUGUUCUUGGGGGAGCUGGAGGAGGUUCUAGAGGCAACUCAGCCUGCAGAAUUUCAGCGAUGUAUGGUUGCUCUCUUCCGCCAGAUUGCCCGCUGCUUAAAUAGUUCACACUUUCAGGUUGCAGAGAGAGCAUUAUUUUUGUGGAACAAUGAUCAUAUUGAAAACUCAAUCAAACAAAACCGUAAGGUGAUCUUACCAAUCAUCUUCCCUGUGUUAGAGAGAAAUGCAAAGACUCACUGGAACCAAGCUGUUCAGAGCCUCACGCUGAAUGUUCGCAAGAUAUUCUCUGAUCAUGAUCCUGAGCUAUUUGCAGAGUGCUUAAAGAAGUUUGAGGAAGAUGAAGCGAAAGAACAGGAGAUUAAAUCAAAACGUGAAUCCACAUGGAGGCGCCUAGAAGAAAUUGCCACUUCGAAAGCUGCGAGUAAUGAGGCUGUUCUUGUUCCUCGUACCGUGCCCCAUCAAGUUUCUUCUCGCUGAUACCAUGUCAAUUUGGUAGCUCAAUAUACUCAGUCAUUUGACUGGAUUAUGAUCUUGGAAAUGGAUUUAUUGAUUACUCAUGGAUUGUUGCUCACCCUUUGCUUCUGGAUUGUUUGGGUUGUCAGGUCCUCGGAGAUCCAUUAACACUGUACAGGGUUAAACUGUAUAUAGGAGGUGCGAAAGACAUGAAGCAACAAAAAUGCCGAAAACCUCUUGAACUGUUCGACGGCCACAGUAGGACAGAGCGCAACCUGUCAGUUCUGACAUUCUGCUUGAUAUGCGAAAGAGUUGUAUGCUCCAAAUUUGCAGAUGUCUACUUUAUCUUCCUUUCAGAUUCUGGUUAUGAUUUGUUGGAAUAUUUAUUCGAGCAGUUCUCAUUUGUUGAUGGUUGUCCUUUUCCAAAAAAAUGAUGGUUGAUGAAUGAAACUUUUUUUCGCAUGAGUCAUGAAUACAAUUAUUCUCGCUUCUUUCUUUUUCUUUAA
Messenger RNA from Phoenix dactylifera (date palm), 2768 nucleotides. Its product is annotated as serine/threonine protein phosphatase 2A 59 kDa regulatory subunit B' eta isoform-like. Gene Ontology annotation, biological process: signal transduction. NCBI's taxonomy places the organism in Eukaryota, Viridiplantae, Streptophyta, Magnoliopsida, Arecales, Arecaceae. Gene Ontology annotation, cellular component: protein phosphatase type 2A complex. The record is from RefSeq and is a predicted model, not a curated record. Gene Ontology annotation, molecular function: protein phosphatase regulator activity.